Adineta ricciae is the source of this 1005-nucleotide messenger RNA. The record is from the annotation of a GenBank genome assembly. Lineage: Eukaryota; Metazoa; Rotifera; Eurotatoria; Adinetida; Adinetidae.
AUGAGUUAUUUGUUAGCACAAGUCCUACAAGCAAAUAUCUAUAUUCAACCUUUACAGUUUUCUUUAGCUAUCAUUACGAAUUUCAUCAAUAUACGUGUAUUAUGUUCCCGAGCGUUGCGUUCGUCAUCGUGCACGCAUUAUUUCCUAGCGUAUGCCGUAUUCAAUACUAUUUAUACAUGUUUAAUAUGUCCAACAUUAUUUUUAAAUGGCUUUCAUCUUGACUGGUCGAAUGAUAAGAUUGGCUGUAAGAUGCAAUCAUCAGUUCUCUUUCUAAUCCCAUUUCAAGCAAAUUUAAUGUUAAUACUCGCUUCAUUCGAUCGUUACUGCUCAAGCUCAAAGUCCCGUCGUGUUCAUUCGCGAAGUACAAUACGUACAGCACGCAUAAAUAUCAUCUCCGGUACAAUAUUAUCCACUAUUUACAUGUCACCUAUGUUAAUUAUCUAUGAAUGGAACCAAUCAAAUCAUCGAUGCAUACCUCGGACACAUUUGCUAACGAAUCUAUACACGUUUAGCCAAGUAUUUCUUUAUUAUACUCUGUCACCUUUUUUAAUGUUUCUCUUUGGCAUUUCAACUAUAAAUAAUAUUCGUCGACGGUCCAUUCGAGCAACACCAUUAACAAGUUCCAUGCGACGACGACGUACCGAAGGGCAAUUAGCUCGAAUGUUAAUCUUACAAAUCGUUGUUCAUCUGAUUUUUGUGCUUCCCUACGGUGUUAUCUAUUGUAUGAUUUCAAUCGAUCCCCUAGGACAAACAUCAACGAUUGCUGCCGUGCGAAAUAUAUUUCUCACCUGGCAACAGUGUGAUUAUUUUGUAUCCUUCUUUUUGUACAUUUGCUCGGGAAGUGUUUAUCGGCGAGAACUUCUCCGCAUAUUAACGUUUAAGAAUACUCGAAAUAUCUCCACGCCAUCUUUCUCUAGAAGCCGAAAGGAUACUUUCCGAGAUACCUCAUUGAUUACGACAACAACCCAAUCAGUAAAUGACGCUAUAAAUCAUGUUUUUGUGUAA